Messenger RNA from Bursaphelenchus okinawaensis, 1852 nucleotides. The record is from the annotation of a GenBank genome assembly. Lineage: Eukaryota; Metazoa; Nematoda; Chromadorea; Rhabditida; Aphelenchoididae.
AUGGCCUGUAUUUUCAUAAACUCGAUUAUGUCUGGGUACUUUGCCUGGCAUGGUAACACCUUCUGUGAUCAUCCGACGGUUAUGUACAUCAGUGGCAGUAUAUCGACCGGUCUUUGGUGUGCCGCCUGUAUGGCCUGUAUGAUGUUGGCUAUGAAUCGAUGUUGUGAUUUGUUGAAGCCUGAUUGGAUGGAAACCUUAUUCAGUGGCUGGAGAACUUAUUUUUGGUUAUUGGCACCAACUUUGUAUGGCAGUUAUUUUAUUAUUUUUACACCGCCAUUAAUAUUCACCUCGAUUUAUGAUGGAGCCUUCUUUGAUCCGUUUGUUGGCACUCCGGUGUCUGAUAAGGAGAAGGUAGGGCGGAGAAAUUUUGCAGUAAGCUUAUGGAACUUAGAUUAAGUAUGUUAGACUAUCAUAAAGCCAGAUACUGCUAGAACAAAGAUAUAUAAUUAUGCUGAUGGUUUCAUAUAGGGUAGGGCACGGCCAGAGUAAGAUAGAUGCAGUAGGUUUAAAAUAAAGUUAGAGGGGAAAUUCGUAGAGGUCAGGUAAUGACAACGAAGGGCAUAGUUGACUAUGAUAAAGGAUAAAGGCUGUAUUAAAGGCUACGGCACGACAAGGUCAGGUAAAGCAGGGUUAGAUGGGACAGGGCAUAGUUAAUUAAAAUAAGGAAAAUGUAGGGAGUAGGGCAGGGUAUGGGGUAGUGAAUGAUGUAGUAAGGACUAUAGCAAGCUACGGUAAUGUAUGGCAGGAUAGGAUAGGGUAAGGCAGGGAUAAGUAAGGUAAAGUAGGGUAAUGUAGGGUAGGGUAGGGCAAGGUAAGCUAGGGUUGGAUAAAGUAGGGUAGGGUAACCAAAGGUAUAAUACUUCAUUUUUAAUUAAAAAACGGCAUGUUAUUGUAACUUUUCUAGUACACAAGCUGGCCUCACACCAUAAACAACGUAAUAGUCAUCUUGGUGUUAUGCACAGCCUACAGUUGUAUCUGUAUAUUCGUUUGCAUUAAAAGUCGACCAACAAUGGGUGGGCAAAGAAACACUGGCAUGAGCAUGCUACAAAAGCAGGUACUGUUAUUUUAUUGCAUAUUUAUUCUGUAGCUGACUAUUAACUGACUAAUAACUGUUGUAAACUUACUACAAUAUUAACAAUGCAAACGAGUAUGAGUAGGAUUGUAUUAGCAUUACUAAACUUUUAUAGUAUACUUGUUAUGCGUAACUUGGUAUUUUUGAUCUAGAAUUGUACAGAAACAGUCAUGCUACCGUUUUUAGAGGAAAAACAUUGUUUUUUGAUAUUUUUCUGACUUCAAUAAUUGAAAUGUUACGACUACAAUAAACAGUAAAUGCUAUAACUUUACUAAAUUUCGAAAACGGAACUUUAAGUUUAAAAAUUAAAGUUAUGCUUAAAAUGAAAUUUUAAAACAAAAAUGAAAAUUUAGAUUUGAAAUAGCAGUUUUAUGCUUAAAAAUGAAAUUUGAAGCUUGGAAAUAAAAUUAGGCUUAAAAAUUAAAUUUUAGGCUUAAGAAUAAUUUUAGGUUUAAAAAUUAAAUUUUAGGGUUAAAAUUAUUAUUGUAGGCUUAUAAUGAAGUUGUAAGCUUAAAAAUAAACCUAGGCUUUUAGUAAUAAAAAUGAAAAUAUACGCUUAAAAUAAAGUUUUAGGCUUACAAAUUAAAUUUUACGUUUUGAAAUGAAUUUUAAUUAUGCUGCUAUUUACAGAUCAUAGCUCAAGCUACAUUAAUAUGCAUGUUAAUAUUGAUAGCCGCUAGUGUUUAUGUUCGAAUGCAAUUUGCAGAAACAUCAAAUUAUAUGGUUAUUGUUGGCCAGAUUACUUGGCAAAGCAGUCACGGUAAACUUUUUUUUGAAUAA